AUGUCCAAAGUGGCUGGCUUGUCUUGCAAGAAGAGCCGGCGGCUCUUGGAAUCCUUGCGCAAUCAGCAGCGGCACUUCUUGGGUUCUGGGUUUGAGAGUGCCAAUAUCCUCCUCUCGCCCAAAUACCACCUUAGAGACAAGGAUCUGAGAAAGAUCCACAAGGCUGCGCGUGUCGGGGAUGCAAUCAGAGUGCGGAAACUCCUGCUUGGGAAACAUGGUGUGAACGACAGAGACAAGAAGAAGAGGACUGCACUACACAUCGCUUGUGCUUACGGCCACCCGAAAGUGGUAAUGACCCUGAUAGCGGGAAAGUGUGACGUCAACGCCAUUGACAGUGACAGGUGCACUGGUCUGAUGAAGGCUGUGCAAUGUCAGGAAGAGGAAUGCGCCACCCUUCUGCUGGAGUACGGUGCUGACCCAGACAUUGUAGAUGUCCGGGGCAACAGUGCUCUCCACUACGCCGUCUAUUACAAGAAUACAUCACUAGCUGCAAAACUGCUUGACCAUGAAGUGAAUAUUGAAGCAACAAAUAAGAGUGGCUUCACACCAUUUUUACUUGCUGUCAGUGAAAACAAACUGAAGAUAGCAAAGUUUUUAUUAAUGAAGAAUGCUAAUAUGCAUGCAGUUGAUAACCAGAGAAGAACAGCCCUCAUGCAUGCUGUAAGUCACGACUCCGCAAACCUCGUCAGAUUUGUUCUUCAGGAAGGUGUAGACCUCUUUCUGAAAGAUGCCUUUGGACUGACUGCAAUCGAUUACGCUGCUGACUUUAAAUAUCACACCAAUAUGGAAAUCCUUCUUGAAUAUAAAGAAAAGAGAUGUGAGGAAUCCGAAAGAGUCAACCCAGUGGAAGAAGGCUCUGAGGAUGAUUCUCCCAGAAGGAAGAAUCAACAGAGCCAGGAAUUGGAAAACAUGAAAAAGGAAGAAGUGACGGAGCCAGAAACUGAAAGAGAACAAGCAGAGCCAGUGGGAGGAGUGACGUCAGUGGGAGAGCCAAGGAGCCUGGAUGGCAGAGGAGAUGACCAGCCUCAGGAAGGUGUAACAGAGCCAACGACUGGAAAAGAAGAGCAAGAUGUGACAUGCAUGGUAGCCACAGGAAAAGAGGAUGACGACGAAUCAUCUUGGGAUUCUGAGAGUGUCUCUGACAAUCUUCCACUUAUUCGCAUUGGUGUUGACGGACUACUGCAAGUAAAUGGUCAAGCAGUAGAAAAUCCGGAGAUGUAUCUUCAUUGGCUGCCUAACAGAAAGAGGGAAGAUUCUGCCCCCAGUCAAAUGAGAGAAGAUAAGGAUGUGCAGGCAUUGACAUCAGAACCAGGUUUAGCAUUGACUUCAGAGGAACAGCACAAAGUUCUUGCCAGAAAUGAAGAUAACCAGUGUCAGGUUGGAGAAGAAAGGAAGCAGGAAUGGGAUGAAUGGGAAGCAUCAGAGAGCCUGCACGCUGCUGCCCUUGACCAUGAGGAUGCCGGAUCCCCUCGAACGAGAAAGAACAGGAAGGCUGGUGCCCUGCAGUCUGCCAGUACAGACAGCAAAGAGCAGGAUGGUGGUUCUGCCUUGAGCAUAAAAGAAGGAAAGAAAAGAGGACAUGAAAUAUGGUCUUCUGGAGACUUUGUGACUGAACUGACAUCUGAGGAGUCUAAGUCGGUAGCUGGUGAUAUUCUGGCAGUGAAGGAUCCUUGGAGUUUAAAUGACAGGGAUCCAGAUAAAGGAAGGACUGCAGAGAGAAAAUCUGAGGAAAAGCACCAGGUACUAGAAAUGAGUGCUAUGGAAGACACUGACGACCUGACCCAGCCGGCUGAGCUGAGCUCAGAGGACGAGGCAGACCCUUGCUCCAACAGACAGCAAACGGAAACCAAAAGUGAACACUGUGAGCUGCUUACAAGAAAAAAUGGACUCGUGGAAAACAGUGUAUCUGAAGAAGAGGUGACGAAAACAGAGCCAGUGGGAUCAAGAGUUGCAUUAAAACAAAAAGAGAAGAGAGAAAAUGAAAGAGUGAAGACACAAUUACCAGCAAAAGAUGAGUUUUAUACUGAAGACAUGGAAAAUCAGCAAUGCGACAUGGCUCUGAGAAUCCUGCACAUGAAAGUAAAACAGACUUUGAAGCAGUUGCAAGAGGCACAAGAGCGACGAGGGGAAGUUGCACGGCAUUUUCAGCGGAUGCAGGACCGCUUGCAGAAGCUUCAAGCUGAAUGUUCUGAUGCAGAAGUUACAAUACAAAUGCAAGGAGAGAAAAUUGCAGAGCUUCAGAAGCUACACGAAGGUUUGACUAGAGACAAAGAGGAACAGCUAAAGAGACUCAACAAAACCAUACCAUCUCUAGAGUGCUCUUUGGAUCAAAAGAAGAACAAAACUGAAGCAUUGGAGCAGGAACUCACUGAAAUAAAGAAACACAUGGGAAUAAUGAGAAAUAAAUUGAAUGACCACGAAAAUGGAGAAUUUAGUUGCCAUGGAGAUUUAAAAACUAAAGAAUUUGAAAUGAACAUCUCAGUGAAUGUGUUUAAAAAUGAGAUCCAUGAACUAAAAGAAAAAUGGGGAACUAUAAUGUCCAAAUACCUACCUCUGAAUGUACAAUUUAAAUACAUGGAACAGGAGUUGUUAGCAAUAAAAAUAGCACAAAAGCAAUAUGAGAAGCUGCACAAGGAUCAGAAGGCGCUGGAAAGAGAUGCGCUAGACCUGCAGCACCAGCUGCAAGAGAACAGGGCAAAAUUAGAAGAUAAAAAACGGGCAAUGGCAUUAAGAGACAGUAAUAAUGAUUCGGUAAUGAGUCAAAUGGAACUCAGGAUUGAAAAUCUCAAAUCGGAGCUCAAGAAAAUGGAAGCCGAGGAAGAGUCCAACACAAGGAAGAUAGAGCAAUAUAAGCAGUGCUGUGUCAGAGAGCAGGAACUCAGCAAGAUAUUAUCACAUAAGCUUGACAAGACUAAUAGAAAACUAAGCAAAGUCAGAACAGACAUUCUGCUGAUGACAGAGUGGAACAGAAAUGUGCAGAACUCUCAUCUCUCAAAGCCUGCCCAACAAAGUCCAAGCAGAAACUCAAAGCCUCCCAUAUCUGGCCCUCAGCCUUCUCCUGAGCCUAUCCAGAAGAGUUUGUUCAAAAAGCAGCAAAAAAUGGUAAAAGACAUAACUGAAGAGGUAGAUAAAGCUGCAGCUGAACUUGAGUCUUGGACCUUGAAAGCUUAUCCUUCAAGAUCUAAAUAACAAGUCAAGAUCUACUUUAGGGGGAUAACAAAAAUAUGUCGAGAGUGAAAAUAAAUGCUUUUCUGAAAGAAGACA
This is a messenger RNA of Meriones unguiculatus (Mongolian gerbil), 3264 nucleotides long. Its product is annotated as ankyrin repeat domain-containing protein 26-like. The record is from RefSeq and is a predicted model, not a curated record. The transcript has 31 exons. Gene Ontology annotation, molecular function: protein binding. NCBI's taxonomy places the organism in Eukaryota, Metazoa, Chordata, Mammalia, Rodentia, Muridae. Bases 1 to 3189 code for a protein of 1062 amino acids.